AUGACUGAAACGGACGAUUACUCAUACACACCGAGCCUCAUUCCUGCGGUGAUUGGGGUUGGUCUAUAUUUUGCUCUGUUUGCUGGCCAUGGAGUCCGCAUCUUACGAACUCAAGCGUGGGAUGGGAUUUACAUGCUAGCAGGUGCCCUAGUCCAAGCCAUGGGUCUCGGAGCUCGAGUUUAUUCCUCGAAAGACGUCGACGGCAAGGGCGGCUACGGUGCUCAAUAUGUACUGCUUCUACUGGGGCCCACACUUUGCAUGUUGACUGUCAACGUCACCCAAGUCAAAAUGAUGCGCUGUUUGAGUCCUGUGAAUUUGGGUGUGAUCCCUGCCCGAUUCACGUUACCCAUCUACCUCACAGCCAACGCUCUUUUGCUUUUGCUUCAAUUGGCUGGCUCUACUAUCUUGAUGUUGGCCACCAAAGAAGAUCUCGUUGAGACUGCAACGAAAAUCCUCAUCGCGAGUUACGUAUCCCAAAUGGUGUUUUGGUUAUUCACUUUGGCGGAGAGCAUUGUCUGGAGGAUUCGAUUCGGACGAAGCACUUGGAGCAGCUCAUCUAUGAUGAAACAUUGGAAGUACUAUAUGCAACUGUUUGACCUGGCGAUCUCUAUUGUUGCUCUCGGCCGAAAUUUGAUGCGGUUGACCCAGCUGGGGAUGGGGCCUAACGGAUUUCUCACGGCGAAUGAAUGGCCUAGCUACGCUUUCGACUACUACCAAACGGCUAUAGUUCUUUUGGCCUGGGGUGUGUUUUACCUGCCGGGAGUUUGCAAGGAAAUCGAGUUUAAGAAUGUCCAUCGUUCGACGCUGGCAGGUGAAGAGUGGACAAUUGGGAUUUAA
Molecule: messenger RNA, 837 nt
Organism: Penicillium olsonii
Lineage: Eukaryota; Fungi; Ascomycota; Eurotiomycetes; Eurotiales; Aspergillaceae
Source: the annotation of a GenBank genome assembly